AUGGCAAGCAUUUUGAUUUCCGAGAAGCUAGAAGCUACCAAGUUCUAUCUGGCCUCGAGUAUCGUGACCGCGAAGGAGGAUCUUCGUGCUGCCCAACAUCUCGGAACAGCGGCAGUCGAGGAAUGGCUGACAGGUCUCGACGCCCGGGGCAAGGAUCUAAGGAGCGACGCUGCUCGAUGGGAGAGGUGGGCGGCUACGGGUGGGCUGGCCCUCCUAAACCAACCAAUACGGCGACAGCCGAACCACGAAUUGAAUGGCCCAGUCCACGCAGUAUUGGUGCGAGCCUCCCCAGGGACAUCAAAGUCGGUCGCCGGUCAAGAAUCCCAAGAGGAUAAAUCACUAUCACCAACAUCAACUGCCCUGGACCACCAAUUAGACUCGCCAGCAAAUGCAAGUCGGGCCAGUAAACACCAAGAACACCGAGAAAGAGAUCACGAAGAGGCCGCGGCAUUGAAGGCGUUGCGGCGUGCCGAAAUUGAGCGUCGUGCCAUGCAGAUUGAACCCCCUUUGCCGCCCAAUCUUCUCGGUCAUGUGUCUUGUUUUCAAACGGCAAUCAAGACGACCGCUCCUUUGGACGACAUUGCGUGGGACACGCUCUUGCCCAAAUUGCUCGCUGAACGAACUGGCGCCGAGAGAUCGAAAAACAAGAGUCUACCGAUCAGCCCAAUCGCCAGUCCCGAAACCAACCAUGAGUCGCUGAAAAAAGUUACGGACAAAGACUGGGAUGAUAUUCAAGGCCCGGUCCGCACUCAAAUUUCGAAAUAUGCAGACGACAUUGUUCGCAGCAGCUGGGGAAAAGGCCGCAAAGUCAAGAAGGAGAACAGCCCACGGUUUGCAGCAGAGGUGCUCCUGUCACCGUGGCGCAAGAUGCCGCAGUUGCCAUCGCAGCUGACCAACAGCCAGUCGUUGAUCCGCCCGAAGGACCCUUCACCCAGAAACUCACACUUGAGAAUAUGA
Molecule: messenger RNA, 957 nt
Organism: Colletotrichum higginsianum IMI 349063
Lineage: Eukaryota; Fungi; Ascomycota; Sordariomycetes; Glomerellales; Glomerellaceae
Product: F-box domain containing protein
Exons: 2
Coding region: 1-957 (318 amino acids)
Source: RefSeq, a predicted model, not a curated record